Messenger RNA from Caenorhabditis elegans, 1348 nucleotides. RefSeq names its product Homeobox protein unc-30 (gene unc-30). Gene Ontology annotation, cellular component: nucleus. The coding region runs from base 238 to 1197 and encodes 319 amino acids. The record is from RefSeq and is marked reviewed. Gene Ontology annotation, biological process: regulation of DNA-templated transcription. NCBI's taxonomy places the organism in Eukaryota, Metazoa, Nematoda, Chromadorea, Rhabditida, Rhabditidae. The transcript is spliced from 8 exons. Gene Ontology annotation, molecular function: DNA binding; DNA-binding transcription factor activity, RNA polymerase II-specific; DNA-binding transcription factor activity.
UUUGCAGUCAGUCGGCUGCCAUUUACCAUAUGUGGGUGGCACACUGGGCGGGGCUACAGUAGUCGGCGGAGCAUUCUGAAGAGGGGGGAGGAGAAGAGCACACGAAGAAGAAGAGUUGUCUUCGAAGAGUCUCGUCUAGGAUCAAAUUCUUUGCCUUCAAUUAAUCCGAUCACUGACUUUGCGUAAGACGGUAAUAAUCCUUGGGGAUUGAGGCGCCCUCCGGCAAAAGAUCAACACAUGGAUGACAAUACGGCCACACUGACUGCUAUACACCAGCAGCAGCAGUCGCAUAAUCGAUUCUCAAACCCUCUGGUAUGUGUUGGCCAAUUGGAUCAUCACUCUCUGCUCCCCGAGCACUCAAUUUCAUCUUCCCUCGCACCAUUAACCCACAAUCCAUAUGCAUUCAACUACUCGAUUCCACUACCCCCUACGGAUAUUACCACAAAACUUCCCAAGUUAGAGCUGCUGUCACUGGACGUGAAACAAGAGCAGGAUGACAAUCAUCUCGACACAUCGAGCCCAACAGAUUCAACUGGAAAUGGAAGUACGAAUGGAGGGAAAAUACAGAAACCGAGAAGGCAGAGGACACAUUUUACGAGCCAUCAGCUAACCGAAUUGGAAAACUGGUUCUCCCGAAAUCGCUAUCCCGACAUGGCUUGUCGAGAAGAAAUCGCCGUCUGGAUCAGCUUGACCGAGCCUCGAGUGAGAGUUUGGUUCAAGAAUCGACGUGCCAAAUGGAGGAAACGCGAACGAAACUAUGUGAUUGACAACGGGCAGGGCACCACGAAGGUCACGGCGCAAAGUUUGGAUCCACUUGGCUCACUUCAGAACACGUUUCCACAGACGUUGUUGCAGAGCAGCAGCAGUCAGCUAGACGACUCUGCAGUAACGUCAUCCUCUUUCUAUGGAUACGGUGGCGCGUGGCAACAGAAUCCAUAUUACUCCAGAAACAAUCAAACCACGUUCAACUGGCAGAUUAAACCACAGUUUCAAACGAUUCCAAUGUCUCCAACGACGGCGACUAGUCGAUUUUCGACUGCUGCAAAUUUGGCACCUCUACCAACAGCCCAAGCUGCAUUCUCCACAUCUGCCACGUCAUCAAACGACAAGCUCAAAUUAAUGGACGGUCUCUCGAAUUCCCUUUCCUCAUCGCUCGGCCAACCUUAUCAACCCUGUCAGUACAGUGGACCACUUUAGUUUUUUAGCCACUUGAAAAUCUUUAUUUUUGUUCGUUCCUCUCCACCCGAUCUCACAUCCCAAAGCUUUUACUUUUUUUUGUUCCUCGCCUUUUCAACUUUACUACUGUUCAAUAAACAAUUAAAAAGUAUGAAAUUCUCUACCUUCUACC